Neoarthrinium moseri is the source of this 3000-nucleotide messenger RNA. RefSeq lists its product as uncharacterized. Gene Ontology annotation, cellular component: TSC1-TSC2 complex. The coding region runs from base 1 to 3000 and encodes 999 amino acids. Gene Ontology annotation, biological process: regulation of cell cycle; negative regulation of TOR signaling. The record is from RefSeq and is a predicted model, not a curated record. The transcript has 3 exons. NCBI's taxonomy places the organism in Eukaryota, Fungi, Ascomycota, Sordariomycetes, Amphisphaeriales, Apiosporaceae.
AUGGCCGCUCUCCCGUCCUUCAAGGAGCUCACCAAGGCCAUCCACGCCUUCAUCCCGCAAGCCUCGCUUCCCCUGCCCGACGAACUGGUCGAAAUCAUCGAUGGCUACCUCCAGAAGCACGAGCAGCAUGACGAGAGCAUCUCCGAGAAGAUCCAUGAGGAGCUCAUCUCCAUCUUCGAGAAGGAAGUCUUGGGCCACCCUUCCCGCUACGGGCCCUUCCUGAAUAUACUCCGCCGUCUGAGGCCCUUGAUUGCGCAUCCUGAAAGGACGGUCAAGUGGUGGCACCUGUUGCAGCCGGCGUUACAGUAUAUGAACCAGGAGAAGGACCUGGCAGAAGAAGGCCAAGCAACUGUUCUGGACAUCCUCACUGCCGACCCUGGCGAAGAUGGCGAUAACCCCGGCGGCAGCGCGGCCGUGCCUCUGGCGGAGCAGAUGCUGGCCCUCUGGAUCAAGGAUUGCGAGGUGGCCGGCAGGUCUGAAGACGCCCUAGGGAAUUUCCGGGAGAAGCAGCUCCGUGAAACACUCCUGAUAUUCGGCAAGAAACGACCAAGGGAUUUCAUGACCAUAGUCGACAAGUUUCUGGUCAAGAAGGACUGUCGCGCGAGAACUCUCCAUCUGAUUUCCGACUUCAUCCGAAACCGCCCGCCCCAUUUGCAUCUGGUUUUACAGACUCCCCUCUUCAAUACCUUGAUGAACUGCCUCCAGCUAGAUACAUCCACGACUGUGGUCUCGCUGGCGCUGACGGUUCUAACCAUGGUCCUUCCUCACAUGCCAAGCUCCCUCGUGCCAUAUUUGCCUACGCUGUUUAACAUAUAUGCGCGGCUGUUGUUCUGGGAAAGAGAGCUCUCAGCUGCAGAACUCGGAGCCGAUUUGAUAGCGGAGCGGCGACUAUCUCCCGGUGCGGUAUCAUGGGAGACCAUGACAUACUCUCCCGAGUUCGACGACGGAUCCGUUCCGCAGCUCCUCAACUACUUCACCAUUCUCUAUGGCCUGUACCCUAUCAACUUCAUGGACUAUAUCCGGAAACCACAGCGGUAUCUACGCCAUGCUGAGGCGCCAGAUUCACAUGAGAUAGAAGUACAACCAACAGAGAUCCGGCACGCGUCCGAACAGUUUCGUCAGUGCCAUGCACUCCACGAAAAUUUCUAUACCCUCACCAUAGAGUCUGAGAAAACCGACUUUGGGAGAUGGAUCAAGAGCGAGCCUGCCGAAGUUGUCGCUGACUGCAUGGCGUUGCGUCUGCCUUCGGAUUCGGCAUCUCUUUCAAUGUCUUCGCAGUUCGGGGUUCAAGAACCGCCACUCCUCUCUAUCAAAGAUGAUGGUGAAAGAGAUAGCCUUGAAGCGGCUCUGUUGAGUAGGUCCGUUCCUCUUGGAGCUUCACCCCAUGGUGGGUUUCAGGGUGAAAGCUGGCGGAAUGGACAGGCCAUGCCAAUCGGGUCGCCGACGAGUAGCCGAGUGCAGUCCACACUGUUUCGGCAAUCAUCGCAGAGCAGUCACCAGUCUCAGCGAGACUCGUCAAGUACGCGGCCAUCUGCCAGGGCUGCUGAGAGCCCAACACUUCCCUCAACCGGCUCGUUCACGCAGUUGCAAGACAUGAUCAACUCGAACAAAGCCAUCAAGUCAACAUUCAACCAGUCGUUGGCUAAUGACAGUGUUCCAUCCCUAGCGUUGAGCCACCAAGAUUCUAUUGCGGAGAAACCAACGGUAGCCGCUCGGCCAAGCCUGCAGUCUAUGACUGCUGCGACCUCGUCUGCCGAAGCCAAGGACACACAGAUAAAUCACCUCUACCGUCAGAUCCUUUUACUCCACAACGACCUCACGUUCGAGCGAUUCAUGAAGCAGCAACACCUAACUCACAUGGGAGAGCUCCGAAGGAGGCAAGUGAGAGAGGCUGCUUCCGAGGCUGAGGCGCAGAACUUGAUCAUGCAAAAUCGAAAUUUGAAGAAACGACUUGAGGACGCCAAGAAAACCGAGUCACAGGUCAAGACAGAAUCCGAACGGAGUCGAACGCUGGCCAAAAAGUGGGAGGCUGACCUAUCUGCCAAGUUGAGGACAAUCCGUGAAGAGCAGAGAAAAUGGCUGGCGGAGGCAGAAACACUCAGAGAUGACCUAGCAAAGGCCAAGGCCGAGGCGGAAGCACUACGUAAAAUCGUCUGUGACGCUGAGGUCAGGGAGUUGGGACUAAAACAGCAGAUGCAAUAUGUCGAGGCCAACAAGAACGAGUUGGACAGGCUAAGGUUCGAGGUGGAUCGCCUGACCAAGUCAGAACGGGUUCUAAACGCUGAGGAGACCAAACGCCAAGGGGCAAUGACACGCGCCACACAGGCAGAUAGUCGUGCCGAAGUACUGCAAAGGAAGCUGGAUGCAAGUGACGUCGAUUUACAGCAGACUCACGAUCUCUAUCAAUCCCAGAUUGCCGUGCUCAACGCGAAGCUUCAGGACGCGUUGAAAAACGGGGCAGAGCGCCACGAAGAUAACCUCAAGGCACACAUGGAAAGUGCCCUAGCAACAAGCAGGAUUCAACAAGACGAGCUCAAGAAGCGGAUCACCCAAUUGACGAGGAAGAACACGGCUCUCAAUGCCACACUCCUGGAACUCCAGUCCACGAUGCCGACCCGAUCAGUAUCUGAUCCGCAACGGCGAAGCUCUUCCGAUGUCGAGGUGUCUCUCUUAUCCUCAGAGAAUGAUAGUCCCUUGAGCUUCCGAAACCGCCAGCACCGUGUCUUCUCCGAUCCAGAGGCCUUUGAGGCAGCCUCCUACAACCCUACACCACCACUUGAGCCCUACGAUGCGGUACUAAGGGACCACACUCCACGACCUUCAACACCCGCACUCACCGAGGGGUCCGGGUCAACGGCUGGCAAGUCAAGCCCCGCAGCAGAACGAUAUCACGGCAGAGGUGGCGUACAAAAUGUAGUCAGAAAGGAGAGAAAAGAGAAAAAGGACGACAAGGAGAGGAAGAAGUCCAGUGGCAUUCGAGGAAUCAGGGGCUUCGUAUGA